AACAACUUCCCUAAUUAAAAUCGAAUUAUAAAAUCGUUUAGUUCAAAUGUGGGAGAUAUAUCAAUUUUUUAUUUUGUUUCAUUAGAAUAUAAUUAAAUGGAACAUUAUUUGCGAGUACUUGCAGCCUACGUACUGCUGUGACUGUAGGCAGGAUAAAAAUUAAAAAAUUAAUUUAUUAAAACAAUAAAAGUUUAGUUUAACUUUAAAGGGACAUGCACACUCAGACUUUUAUUUUUAAGAUUCAGGAAGAUAAGAUGACUAAAAACAGGCAUGUGAAGUUUCGACCUGUAUAAGAAUACACAGACGGCCAGCCACAGAAUACAAAAAUGAAAACUUGUCGAUGCCUGUUCUGGAUUGGUUCCCUGUGCACGUGUUUGUUGGCUGUGAUUGUGGGCAUUAUCCUCCACAAGGCUUACAGGCCCGAUGUACCUGCCUACCUGCUGGAGAGCAUAGGGGAGGAGGGGGUCCAGGUCUUCAUGGCAUUUGACCGGGACGGGGAUGGGUAUCUGUCCAUGGAUGAGUAUGAAGAACUCUACCUUUCUAUGCUGGAUUCUAAACAUGGACAGACCAGUCUGCAAACUAAAGAGUACACUCAGCCUAUUUCGGCAGAUGAUGAAGUCAUAACAUUGCAGGCACGUUUUCAGCCCAUCGUUAGGGAAAGCAUGACAAGAUCAAAACAAGAGGGAAUACAGAGUGAUGAGACGGCCCUGCCUGGACUGAUGAACUGGACGAGGCCUUUCAAGGAGUGGCAGACUUUUGCAGUGCAGAAUUUCCUGAACUUCUUCCCGAGGGAGAAUCUCAACGUAGGGGCGGUGUAUCACCUGGUGAAGGAUGAGAGAACAUUCCUUGAAAAACUUGAUGGAGAUUUGUCCAGCAAUCGUUACUAUCCCCCCGAUGUAAAGGACGAGCAUGUUAUUCUCCACCGGUUGCUACAGAUGUUCCAUCCCCGUCCAUUCAUAAUGUCGAGAUUUAAACCCAGAGGCUCAAUGGCAGUCUUGAGAGCGAAAAGUGCCACACACCUUGACAUACUGUUUAGAAUGCAUGCAGAGUUCCAGCUGAACGAGUUGCCUCACUACCCACUCUGGUUUACCCCGGCUCAAUUCACUGGCCGAAUCAUUGUGACCAGGGACCUUCGGCAUAUUGAACACUUCAAUGUUGUUGUCCCAACCUCUAAGAAGCUCAAUGUUGACAUGGAGUGGUUAGAGUCAGGGUCAAACAUGGUUGUGGACAUUGGCUUUAUGCCUGAAAUGGCUCUGCAGUCCACCUCACCGUCUGUCCAUGUUUCAGAGGUUGGCAAUUUAAAUGAGUCCUUGCCAGAACAACCAUUCAACCCUGACACAAUCAAAUGGGAGGAUGAAAUUACCAUGGAAAUGGCAAAUCGAAAUAUGGAGGUCAUUUUUUUCCCAUUUAAAGAAGUGACUUAUCACAACUUGACUGAGUCGCUACGGCUUGCUCAGGCUGAAGACAAGCUGGUGCACCACAUUCUGCUGUGGGGGGCACUGGACGACCAGUCAUGCUGAGGUUCGGGACGCACUCUCCGGGAAAUUGCCCUCGGGAGUGCGUCCGUCAUGGAAAUCCUCCGCAAGAGGUUCAUUAGUGGCUGGUCACUUCUGGCAGACCUUGAGGCCUUGAAAGAGGAUUCGGUGAAGCCAGAAUAUGUGCAAGUUGCCAGACAUUUCUCAGCUCACUAUGCCUUCCCUGUUAUGAUGUAUGUGGCCUACUCUAAUGGCACUAUUGCUCAUAAAUUUAAUGCCAAUGAUUUCUUGGAUUCACAGAAAAACAUCAUGGAAGAUGGCCUAGCGUCGUUGAGCAGUGCUGCCCUCUAUGAGCGGUUUCUGCUUGAUGGCGUGGCGCGAUGUGCCCAUGGGGAGGUGGCUCUCCUACAGCCAGAGGACGGCUCCAAUGAGUGGCAGAAGGAACCAGUCCGCUCACCCUAGUUGAUGUUUCACAGAUUAAGGCUUUGGUGUCACACUCCUUUCCACCCAUCUAUGAAAAAUCUCAGUCUAAAGUCCUAACUAAAAAUAAUGAGCCUUGCUCUGGCAAAACAGGGCUUAAUGCAUGUGUGUAAAGUGUUGUCCACUCAGGCGUAUCAGAGAUGAUACUUUAUGAUUUAAGUGGAUUUUCACUGAGAAGUUUGGUCCCUGAAUAGCCUGUUUGGACUCAGGCUAAACUGUGACUACACUUUAUGCACAUAUUUAGCCCAAUUUUUCCAGUGAAUGGCUAAAACUUGAGUCUCUACUUAAAAUAAAUACAAAUUAACACUUAAAAACCUUCAAAUACAUGGCGCCUGGCUGUAAGAUAUGGGCAUCUAAGCAGCCACUGUCCAAAAUUUGGUGGAUGAAUUCGAUUAAUUUAUUUGUAUUUAUCAAAAUAUAUAACAAAACUUUUGUAUAGAAUUGAUUGCUGUGCAUGUAAAUAUAGAUCUCAGUACCUUUGUUGACCAGCAAAAUGUUGAAUAUUUCCAAAUGUUUUAUUUGUUUAGCCCUUUUACUCAUCGGUUUAGUUACACAUUUUUCUAAACUAUUGUCCAUUCAAAAAAACCAACAUUCCUUAUCAUUUCUGGGCUAGAGUGAAACUGUUUUGUUAUAUACAUAUAGAUCAUCUGAUUUGGUAUUUCAACUAAAAAGUACCGGCUGCAGGAUAUAUUUUAUAUUUUACAGUGUAAAAUCAAUGUCUGAAUUCAAAAGCUGGAAAUUCUGAAGUUUUGAAUGACUUUUUUGAUGUACAUACAAAUCAGAAUUAUAUCAUGAUGGGAUAAUAAUAUUUACUUCAUUCAAUAUUAUGUUUUUGUUUGCAGAAUUUACACAUCAUUUUGUUGCAUUGACUUGUAAUAUUGUUUUUCGUCGUAAGAAAGUAAAGGGUAACUUGCCCUUGAGUCUACAGGUUAACGGUAUGAUACUUUCGAACAAGCUUGUUGAUCAGAGAUGGGACUCGGCUGGUGCAGUCUUUUAGUAUUACAUGUAUAUCUUAUGAAUCUUUUUUUGAAAUAAUUAAUUGGUUCCCAGUUAAUUUUCUUAGAAAAAUACUUUAUAACAAUACCCACUGAAUUCGCAGAUGAGUCAGACACAUUCACCCUUCACUCGGACACAUAUUUGUAUUAAGCGUUGAUUGGAUUAUACGUUCCCUAUUUUAUAAAUAUGCAAAUAUUCACAGAAACAGUCCUUUGUAAUUUUAUUCAUUUGUCAACAUGUUUACGAAAAUGAGUUUUGAAAAAGAAGACAAAUGUCAUGGUCACUUCACUUCAAACUUGACAACAACAGAACCAUUUGUAGCAAUAGGAAUAACACAGAAAAGUUUGCAAAUACACAGAUAAAACAUGAUGCGAUUCUUGCUGUUUGUGAGUCAUGAUAUAAAUUGGAAUUAAUAUGUUGUUGAUUCUCAUCCAUAUGCCUCUGUCAGCAGGUACACUCAUGUUCGCAAUUAAGGGCAAAUUGCGUUUGUCUUUAGGGCUAAUUGAGUUGGAACACAUAUUAUACUGUCUUAUCUACAAAAUAGAACAAACCACUCAAAAUAACUUUUUAUUAUUACAGAAUAAGGUAAUGUUUGAUAUAUCAAGUCAUUGGUGAAUGCUGUGAACUGCAUCUGGCUAAAAUGUUGAUGGUAUACCAGAAGUUACUAAUACCGUUUUAUAGCCCAAUUUAUUAUGAGGGAAUAUACAAUAACAUUUCACAUGAAAUUGUUUCAAGUUUUGAGUACUAAGGGUAAAGUGUUUGUUAUAAAGUCUCAAAUCAUGUGAAACGAAAUUACUUUUGCAAACUUUAAAUGUCAGACUCAAGGGCAAAAUCGACUCAAGGGAAAGCUACUCUAUUAUAAACGGAAUAUUUCAUGGUUUUGGUAUAUCGAUGUGUUGCGAUGUGUUGCUUGCACUCGUUGAUUGGGUAAAAUUGUAUUUCACUCGCUAAACAUCAUUCUGGUAGCUGUACUACUUUUGUUUUUCAAUACAUAGUCUACUUAACACAGAAAGUAUUGCACAGGUUUUGGCAUAUAAGACAUUAUAUGCAGAGAAUGGUAUAUAAUAAAUGGAAAAUGAAAUUAAUAUGUUGUUUUGGGAACGUUUCAGUCUGUAUGUGCAAUAUCACUUUACACAUUUUUUCUCAAUUUGUUUUAAAUCACUUGUUUGUUUUUUGCAUGUUUUAAUGUUCAGUCACUGCAAUAUUUGCUAUCUCAAUGUGAUACUUGUUUGUAUAUUAGACAACAAUUGUGUGUGCUGUAAUAAAUUAUAUAUAUUUUGAGUUGGGUUACAUGUUUAAAUGAGAGUUUCAAUCUGGAUUACAUCUAUCUCACAGAUAGGAAACCUAGCUCUGGAAAAACGGGGCUGGCUUAAUGCAUGUGCCCAAAUGUCGUCCUGAAUAGACUGUGCAGUUUGCACGCGCUAAUCAGGGAUAUCACUUCACGCCUAGAAAGGAUUAUCAUUAAGAAAAAACAAAAACAACAUAAAAGUGGAAAGUGUUCUCCCUGAUAAGCAUAUGAGUAUUGUUCUGAGAAAACUGGGCAUAAUGCAUGUGCGUAAAGUGUCGUCCCAGAUUAGCCUGUGCAGUCAGGGACGACACUUUCCGCUUAAACUUGAUUUUUGGUAAGAAGGGACUUCCUUCAAACUAAAAAUACCAUAAAAGCAGAAAGUGUCGUCCCUGAUUAGCCUGUGCGGACUUUACGCACAAGCAUUAAGCCCAGUUUUCUCAGAACAAGACACAUAUGAGGACUGCAUAGGAUAUAGUGGACAACAUUCUACCCACAUGCAUCAAGCAUAUUUUUUUUCCAGAACCAGGCUUAAAAAAAAAAACUCUUGGUAAACUGACAUGCACCACUUGGACACUAUUUGCAAGGUGGAAUGCUUGCUAUCCAAGUGGCGCAUGUCUUCAUAGAAUCAUUGUACUGCUAAUAAUUUUAUAAGGAAAUAAAGGAACAUUUGGGGAAAUAGUUACCUUAGCAACCGUGUAUGAAGAUCUGCUCAUAAAGGUGCAGAGUAGAUUGGAAUUUUAACCUGGUUCAUAAAGUAAACAUUUCACUGAUUUCUUUCGCAAGUUCCCAAUUAAAACCGGAGUUAACAGACCAAGAAUGCAUGGCAAAUGUGUCUGAGGCUAGUACUGGAAGUAGUGUUUGAUAUUCACAUAUUUUUAUAAGAUUUACAUAAGUACAUGUAAUAGAUUUUGUUUGAGUACGUGUGCUUGAAUGAGCUAGGUAAAAGCGUUUCUAUAUAUUAACAUGGCCCUAUGUGAUUUGUGCAUGUGAUUCCUUAAGAUGUCAUAGGUGUUUACUUGUACUUGAAAUGAUUUGAUCUAAUUGAUACAGGGCUGAUUUUGUUUUGACAUGUUAACUCCAUAUUCCUUACUUAAAAGGUCACAUAAUUGCAAACAAUCAAAUUACAAUGUAUGUCAAUUGUAUCUCUUGGGCAUGUUAUGCAUUUUUAACCGCUGCUUUUUAUAUCUAUAUUUAGACUAUUAAACCCCUGCUCACGAAUUUUGCUCUGUAUUGAUAUUGUCAACCGAUUUGAUCCCUUUUGUUUGUUUUGUCUUUUUGUAUGUUGUAUGUCUUAAAACACUGUCCUGUAUAAAUGCAUUGACCAUUCCGAAUUCAGCAUGUGAGCAUUUCGGUUUUUAUUUGGUAAUUUAAACAGUAUUGAGGGAGUAAUAUCACAAUUCAGUAAAGUUCCAUUUAACAAUAGCAGCUUGUCAAACAAUAACUAUAAAUCUCAUCGUCUGAUACCUACGACUAAUUCAUUCCGUUACUCUCCAGCAUUAUAAAUGGAGAGUAGCGGAAUGGGUCGAACGUGGGUAUCCCACGAUGUAUAAAUCUAUAUUUUGGAUUAAAGUCCUGUAAAUUUAUACACAUGUUUUAUUUUCAAAAUGUUCCUCUACUUAUGAAAAAAUUGCUUAGUGAAAACUAAAAUGACAAGAUAUAAAGAAGAUAUAAAGAUAUUUUUCAUGAAAUAGUGCAUAAAACUGAUCUAUUUUGCCAAUUUUUUUUUUUUCUUGUAUUUCAAUAAAAACCUUUAGACAUCGUUUGAUUGUGUGUCUUUUUAAUAUAAAAAGUUGUGUGAAAUGAGAAACAUUUUAAAGGGAUCUUUUCACAGUAUGGUAAAUUGACAAAAUUGAAAAAAGUUGUUUCAGAUUCGCAAAUUUUAGGUUUAGUUAUGAUAUUUGUGAGGAAACAGUAUUACUGAACAUUUGCCAUGGUCUUAUAUAGCCAUUAUAUGCAUGCUUUGACGAUUUAAAAAUUAUAUAAAGCGUUGCAACGGGAAACGAUUGAAUAAUUUGGAGAGUUCUGUUGUUGUCGUUUAAAUUUGUGAGACUACGAAGAUUGCUUAUAUAAUGUAUAAAAUACACAUCUUAUGUAUGCUUGGCUGGAUAGCUCAGUUGGCUAAUGGGUUUUUACUUCAGGAUUCCAGGGGUCACUGGUUUGAGCCCUGCUGCGGGCUUCUUUUUUUUCCUUUUAUAAAUUUAUUUUUGAUUUUUUUACUAGAGCUUUUAAAAUUUAAUGUUUACAUUUAUCAAUAUAAAGCAUUUAAUGACAAACUUCAAAACAUGCCAAAAUCUGUGAAAAGGCCCCUUUAAUUUUGAAUGCUUCUUUUACUCUCUAUAUAUAUAUCAUAUUUCAUGUAAGCCAAGGGUCUUCCCUUUUGUUCAAUUUAUCAUUUGGAAAACAUACAUAUAUUUUAACCCUUUACCACUUAGAUACGUAUUUUGACAUGUUUGUAGUCCCUUAGAAAGUUAACUUUAAUAUAAGACCUCGGUUAUUAGAUUCAAGUUUUAAAGGUAUAUUUCCACCCUUAGAUACUGAUGAGCAGCAAACAGCAUAAUACAUUAACAAUACAUUGCUUUGGUUUUUUGCUGGUUGCACAAGCCAAUUUCACUUUGCUUCUGAGUGGGAAAGGAAUACACAAUUAUGUUGUCUUUUGUCAUGUUUAAGCUUACAUUUGUAAAAGUAUCAUACAUAUUUAUUUUUGUUACUGUAUUGAUAAAAUAUGAAAAAAAGAA
This is a messenger RNA of Dreissena polymorpha, 6974 nucleotides long. RefSeq names its product selenoprotein N-like. The transcript has 11 exons. Gene Ontology annotation, cellular component: endoplasmic reticulum membrane. Lineage: Eukaryota; Metazoa; Mollusca; Bivalvia; Myida; Dreissenidae. Gene Ontology annotation, molecular function: calcium ion binding. The record is from RefSeq and is a predicted model, not a curated record. Gene Ontology annotation, biological process: skeletal muscle fiber development; calcium ion homeostasis.